Dendronephthya gigantea is the source of this 997-nucleotide messenger RNA. RefSeq lists its product as uncharacterized. The transcript has a single exon. Bases 104 to 754 code for a protein of 216 amino acids. NCBI's taxonomy places the organism in Eukaryota, Metazoa, Cnidaria, Anthozoa, Malacalcyonacea, Nephtheidae. The record is from RefSeq and is a predicted model, not a curated record.
CAUUGUUUAUCAUUAAACAGAGAUGAAACCUUUAACGAGCAAACUCCUAAGGAAACCAAAUAGUUCGCAAACAAAACAAGAGCUUUUGCGCUGAGUAAUUUGAAUGGCGAGUGUGAGGUCAGAGUAUGAUGACAAGAAUCUGAAGAAGAAUGCAUUUUCAGGACGACUUCUAAGGCUCGAAUUGGAUCGUUUAGACAACCAGAAGGAUCAAAUUUCGAAGCAAUUUCGACACGAGAAAGAUCAACUUAGAAAACAGCUUGCAGAAGGAGAGGGAAUUCUUAAAUUAAAACAUUCAGAUCCAGCCGAAAUUACUUUGCCAUUGUCAUCAACAGAUAGGAAGAAACUAAGUCCUGGAUUUGCUCGUAAGUUAAGUGUAUCUCAGAUCAAUGUUUUGCCUCAAAUAGUGGCCCCACAGCCUCCACCUGAGAUUUCUAAGGUAGCCUUACUUUCACCGAGACCCAAUAGACGUCGAUUAUCGCUACCACCUACGAUUGCACCACAGGAAAGUACACAUUACGAGUGUGGAAAUGAAAGAAAAAGAUCACAGGACAAUCUAACUGUUCCCAAGUUACUCCAAAGAAGAGCCUCGGCAAGCAACGCUUUGCAAAAGGACAGCGAGGAUAUCACAGGACGAAUCAAUGAUUUUUUUCAGAGACUAAGUAAAUCUAGUGAAAAUGUUAACAUUGAAUAUCAGAGUAGCAAGAAAGAAGAAUUGAAGUGGGAGCAUGAAACCAAAACACAAUGUUCUGAUUAAGAAGUGUUGUGACAAGCAUAUCCUAGAUACCGACGAUUGUCAAAACACUGCUGUAUCUUUCUGACAAAUAUCUCCCGGGUGACAAGUUCAGUAAAAAAAAUGUAAUUAAAUCCUUAUCAGAUUUCAAUAGAAUACAAUCAAGCGACAUAUAUUACCUCCAUAUAGGCUGUAUUACUUUCGGAUAGUAUUUUGAAUCAUGAAUAAUUUACGUCAGUGUUUGACGGAAAGAUGCAACACAUGAUU